Dictyostelium discoideum AX4 is the source of this 687-nucleotide messenger RNA. RefSeq lists its product as hypothetical. The record is from RefSeq and is a predicted model, not a curated record. NCBI's taxonomy places the organism in Eukaryota, Evosea, Eumycetozoa, Dictyosteliales, Dictyosteliaceae. Bases 1 to 687 code for a protein of 228 amino acids. The transcript has a single exon.
AUGUUUGAAAUUAAUAAAAUUUAUAUGGAUAAUGCAUCAGAAGAUGAAAGAAAAAUAAUUUCAAAAUCAAAAAUUCAAAAAAUUGAUAAAGAGAUAUUACCAGUUUGUGCAUCACCAGCAUCUAAUGUUAAUGAUAUUGAUAAUUUUCAAAAUAAAUUAAAUAAUCAAUUAAAUGAAAAGAAAAAGAAGAUUAAAAAUCAAGGUAUUGUAUCAAUCGAUAGUAAUUCAUUACCAAUAAAGAAUAAGAAUGAAUUAAUUCAAUUCAAUAAGCUAUUAUCAGAAUCAAAUGGUAAUUUAAAAAAUGAAAAAACAGAGUCAUUUAUUAAUGACAAAUUAAUCGUUGACAAGGAUAAAAACCUGUAUGGUGUUGGUAGAUAUGUGGAUCAUGUCUAUUGUGUUUUUGGUAAAUAUCAAUUAAAGAAAUCCGUUAUUAAAGUCACAAAACCUGAUCCAAACAUUCCAAUUUCCUCUUUGGAUUUAUUGGCAAUUUAUACCAAAGCAUAUCAAUACAUGUACAAGGAGCAAAAACAAUGGUUUGACUAUAAGAAAACUAGAAUUAACAUUUCAAAUUCUCCUCAUGGUAUUUAUCGUUAUGGUAUUAACGAUAUUCAUUAUAACGGUCUUUCAACAAUCAUAGAGUUUGAUACUUUUUUAGUUUGCUCUUUUGAUGUUGACCCAAUUAAAUAA